UAUUCCAGAUUUUUUUUUAAAUAGGUGGAAUUUCCCUUUAGUCACUGACGUCCUCGUCACUGCAGCGUCAGUGUUGUGUUUACUGGAAAAGGCAUUUUAAUUUGAAUUUUGUGUUAAAAUACUCAUUUUUAAUCUUGCUUAGACCAAACAUCAGUGGCCCUUCCAGUUUCCAAAUAUAGCCGGGAAUGCCAGUGGAUCAGUCCUGCGCUCAUGUCCACAAACAGAAACAUGAAGACUAAUAAAUACACUCACUGGCCUCUUUAUUAGGUACAGUAAAAGAUUGGACCUCCUUUUACCUUCAGAACUGCCUUAAUUCUGCUUAACAUCCGACGGCAUCACUUGGGAAGAGUUCCUUCUCUAACCAUGUUAGACAAGCCAAGAACACUAGUGCGCUAUUAAGCUGGAAUUCUUGUGGAGUAGAUUGUAGGAUUUUUUCAGGUUUACAAAUUUGGCCUUUGCCUUUUCAGCCCUGCUGCUCUUUACAGAGAACAGUGAGUCACACAGACUCACGAACCUCAUAAACUGCUAGAUCAUAAUCCAUAAUCAGCUCUGUUAGUGAUUCCAGUGUGACGGAGUGGGAGUGCAGUUAGCACCAGGCUAAUUCUUACAUAUGAGUUUGCAUUGCUUGUUAGCUACGUUAGCCUCGUAUAUGGCUAAUCUUGCCUCGUGAAGUGGACCUGAUUUAGAUUUUGGGCUUGUUUUUGUUCUCUCGUCCAGAUGUCCAGCGCAGAGUCCGCGCUGUACUGUAAUUUGGACUGAUGUAAAUUUGGCUUAGCGAGUCUAAAAAAGCACAUUUUUCUCUCAGGGUUGAGUUUCAGCCUCUGAUUUGCUGACCAGGCGCACAAACCGGCCCAGAAUAUCCGCCUGUGUUUUACACUGAAGGUACUGGCACACACACACACACACACACACACACACACACACACACACACACACACACACACACACACUUAUAUACGAUAAACAUGAGGUCUGAGUGGACACUGCAGAGUGGACCAGUGACAACAUGAAGAUUAAGAGCUGAAGGGAGAUUUUAACCGUAAACAGAACCACUUUAGGGGAGAUAAGACAACGCUGGAACACUGUGGACCAUCUCAGAGUGAAUUAGACCAGGUGAGCGUCAGGUUGACUGCAGUUCAGUGGAUGCGGGUGGUGACGUGACGGUGGAUGAUGUUCGAGCUAAAGUGGACCGUCCUGCUGCUCAUCCUCGGGCUCCUGACCUCCUCCACACCUAUGCAUCUUCAUAAUCACAGGCCGAGUGUACAGGACUCCAUGUCGUCGGAGAGCAGCGACUCCACUGCCAGCACAGAAACGGAUGAACAGGCUUCCUCUGCUGCCCCUCAGCUGAUUGAUGAAAAGUUUUACGCCUCAGAAAGUGACAUCAUAGUAAGAGCGCCCGCAGACUUCGGACGGCCCAACGAGAACAGCCACAGCUCUGUUACCGUCAGCCUACAGGACGAGAACACCAACGUCUCGAUGGACGCUCUAACCUUCGUCUUCACCACACAGAGCGAGGACAGCCAGAGCAGUGAAAGCAGUGGACUCGGCGAUGAAGGAAUGCAGGCUGAUGAGCCCACAAUGACUCGACUCGAUGUAACUGAUGAGAAAAACAGCAGAUCAGAGAUUGUUGGUCGAGAGAAUAAAAUGGGUUUUGACAGCAGUGAAUAUUCACCAGACACCUCUGCGAAUGAAGAUAAAACCAACACAGCUUCAGUAAUUUAUCCUCCAGACCAUCAAACGACAGAUUUUAACAGCAUUGAAGCUCUACAGAAGGCAAUGGAUGAGCUCAGCGAUGAUAUCCAGGCUGAUGAUGCUUUUAUAGCUUUGCCACAUUAUGGUAAAGCUCAUGAGGAAAGGUCCAGUGUUGCCUCAAAUGGUGAGGCAAAGCAAGCCGGUGAAAGCAGCAUGAGUCCUAAACCCUCGUACACUGCUGACCAUAGGUUUGACUUGAGUUCUGAGAUAACAUACCCAGACAAUUCAACAGUCCUUGACUCUACUGAGUCAAACUCCAGCUUAGAAGACACAGAUGCCUCAAACUCGACUGAUUCCGGAUCGGAUAACCACUAUAGUAGCCCUACAGAGAACCAGACUCCAAGCAAAUCCCUUGAUGAUCCUCAAUCAGACAGUGUAGAACUUUCCACCAUACUCACUACUGCCCUUCACUCUCUCUUAGGAGACCUUAUUGGUCCGAGAUCUAUUCCUGCUCCUCUAAACCUACUGUCUCUGACCAGCAGGGAGGACCGAGCUUCAAGGGAAGCAAGGGGCAAAGGAGCCAACCUGGGAUCAGAUUCCAUAGAUAAUCAGGACCUUCACUCACAUUCAAGCCCCACUUCAGGUUCUUGGACGUUCCAGACAGUCUCACCAAUCAGCUCCAGCUCUGAAGAGGAAGAAGAUGAUGGGGAUAAAGCCUUUGUCACUGAUGCAACACCUAGCCGUACUGCAAGUCCAGUGCCUAGUCCAGAGCUCUUCUCAGGUCCGAUAUAUGUCAAUGAUGGCUGGCCAGCUUCUGACUACUCCUACUCUUUGAACAAUUUUAGGCACCACUAUGCGGAAUACGAAGAAUGGGAUCAUACAGACAAUUCCAUCAAAUCAAACCACCCUGGAGCACCAACAGACACAAAUACAUACCCCAAAACUGACGAACAAGAUCUGGAACAGGGUCCAACAGAGGAAAGCAGUCCAGCAUAUUCAGAGGAGGCAACAGAGAAUGAGGACCUUCCUACAGAAGUCUCAAAAAGUGAGGACAACUCACAAGAUGAAGAACAACUUGAGAUGGCAUCUGGUUCUCCAGCAUCCAGGGAAGAUGUUAACUCUAGUUCCAGCGAGACCAGCAGAGAAACAGCCUUGCAGAUUCCCAAAGCUCCAGAAGCAUCUCCCACUGGUGCUGGACCUACUUUGUCCAAUAGUCAGGAGAGCAUAGAGACCAUGGAAGAUGUUGGUAGUGAAACAGGAGCCGUAACAAUGAGUUCCAGUAGUGAGGAAAGUGUUGAAAUGGACUCUCUUGAUGACCAGAGUUCAGCACCAGUGCGCUCCAACAGUAAAGACAGCCAGAACCAGACAGACUGGCAGUUAGCCCACACAGAUGCUCAGCUUGUGGUGCAGGUUACUCCUGACAUUCAGGCAGCUUCUGCUGCUGAAGGACAAGGCAAACCUGUAGAUCUUACACCUGGAUCGAGCUCAGAGGAAGAGUUGGAUCCCAUUUCAACAGGUAUGAUAUUCAGCCAUGCACCCAUGUCCAGUGAAGAGCAGGUGUUUCGAGCAAACAUAGACAAUAGAACUGAAAUAAUCUCAACGUCCAAUGAAGAAGAGGCUAAUGUUAGGUUGAACCUUGCUGUCCCAGGCAACUCCAGCUCAGAAGACAGUCCAAAUGAAGAAUCACUGUCAGCUGAAUCCACCACUGACAGCCCAGGAACCAGUGUGGAGUCGACUCCUGAAUUGACUCUUAGCCAUGAAUCACUGGACGUCACCACAGAGCACCCAACGGUCAUCUCAGAAUCAGUUUCCGUAAGUGUUUCCCAUGUUGGCGAUGAGGACCUGUCCAGUGAGAUUCCAAGUCCAAGUGCAGACAGUGAAGAGUCCCCGGAAUCGCAAGGCCUUACCUCGUCCACAGUUCCUCCUGUCGCUAGAAACCCCAGCCGAGCCCUACAAACUGAAAAGAGCAGUGAAGAAGAUGACAUACAGGACAUGAGGUCAGACCAGGUGAUGACCCGUCGUUUCCAUAGUAACCCCAGGCCUACAGCCAUGCCUCAGGAAACAGCAGCCAAUCCCUGGACGGCGUUUCUUCAAGCCCUGAGAGCACACGUGACCAAUCAAAGCGUGCAACAUGCUGACCACAAAGGCCAGAGAUCAUGGAGUAACUAUGGUCACCAUAGCAACAGAGGAAAGAAAGCAAGCAGCAGUGAGGAAAGCAAAUGAGGGUUAUCAUAGUACAGUACAGUGCCACAAACCGUCUCACAGCAGCAUUGACUUUUACUUCUUGGUGGUAUUUAAACAUGUUCACUGCAACGUAUUUCAUCUUUCUGGGUGAAAAACAGUAUCAAAUAUUUAAAAAUCUACAUAAAAGUAAGUUUUCUUCCAGAUAUUGCAUCUACACCGCCGUCCAAGGCUCCUUUUUCUGUUUAAAGAUAAAAAAAAACUGACCAUAAAUGUCCAUUCAAAACAAGCUGUGCCAGGUUUGCGAGACAUAGCACAGAAUAUUAGUGCUCACAUUGCAUUGGUGUAUUAAAUGUAUUCAGAAUUUCUGCAUUA
Molecule: messenger RNA, 4248 nt
Organism: Pygocentrus nattereri (red-bellied piranha)
Lineage: Eukaryota; Metazoa; Chordata; Actinopteri; Characiformes; Serrasalmidae
Product: putative GPI-anchored protein pfl2
Exons: 4
Coding region: 1168-3915 (915 amino acids)
Source: RefSeq, a predicted model, not a curated record